Messenger RNA from Chondrus crispus (carragheen), 681 nucleotides. RefSeq lists its product as hypothetical. The coding region runs from base 1 to 681 and encodes 226 amino acids. The transcript has a single exon. Lineage: Eukaryota; Rhodophyta; Florideophyceae; Gigartinales; Gigartinaceae. The record is from RefSeq and is a predicted model, not a curated record.
AUGACUUCCCAACAAGUUCUCCUCAUCGGCGCCACCGGCAGCCUCGGGCGCCAGCUGAUCCGGGCGGCCUCCUCGUCAAGCGGUGUGACUCUGCACGCUUUCUGCCGCACACCGUCCAAGUUAUCUGCGAGUGACGCGUCAUCUUGCGCCUCUAUCGUUCGCGGCGACGCGCGGUCCUCUAGCGACGUGCGGCGCGCGCUGGUGUCGACGAAGGCGUCAGUGGCGAUCAUGUGCAUCGGCGAGGGCACAAGCACGGCGCCGACGGACGUGCGCGAGGCCACGGCCAAGGCGCUGAUGGACGUGAUCGAGCCCGGGCAAGACUUGGACCACGUCAAGGUGAUGGUCGUGUCGAGCACAGGGGCGGGUGGUACCAAGAUCGACAUCGGCUUCGGUAUCGGGAUGGUGGUGGCGUACGUGCUCAGGCAUGUAAUGAAGGAUCAUACUGAGCAAGAACGGGUGUUUAAGCAGAGGAUUGGGGAUAAGAGUAGGAUGCUGAUUGUCAGGCCGACGGGGCUGACGGAUGGGAAAGCGACCGGGCACACGACGACAUUUGAGAAGCACAGCAAACCGCCGACGGUACAUAUUGAUCGCGAGGAUCUUGCGAAAUUUAUGGUGGGGGAGAUUAACAGGGGGGCUAAGGCGUAUGGAAAAGAAAUUUCGGUGACUGGUGUGAAGAAAUAG